AUGGAGCCCGUCGUUGAGCCUCGCGAUCGGUACAACCUCCGUAAAGCACCCACCCUCAUGGAAAGGGACAUCAAAGGCCUCGCAGAGACGGGCACCCAUACCUUGGACCAAAACAUCCUGAAACAGUGCAGAAUUCGAGCCCAACGUCUGAGCCUUGACGCCGAUGACUCGCUCGCACCAAAGUUUUUCACCUCUUUUACCCCCCAAGACAUGCCAGAGCCGACACAAGAAUAUGUCGACAGAGAAUACGUCACUAGCACACUAACUCUGUCCACAGAUUACGCGCGACAAAUCGACAUUUAUCUUGAGUCAUACGUUCGCAGGUUGAUGCUCAAGUUCCCAGAGAUCCGACAAACGUGGUCAAGCCAUCAGAUCGGCGAUUACAAUUUUGGGAAUCUAUACAGCUCGUAUGAGCCUGAAUUUGGCACACUGUUGAUAUUUCAUCUUGCUAAGUUCACCAAGCCGCAUAUUAAAUGCGUCAUGCACCACGACACUGAUGUCGAUGAUGGUCAUCUACUUCGCGGGGAAAUAUUGACCGUCAUCCGGAUCAUGUUGGGCCAACUGAAGCAGAGGGGGGUUGUCAAUGAUAUGGUUGCGCCGGUUCUACUCUUUUCACUCAAUCGACAGCACCCACGUGUCAUUGAGGCAUACUUUGAUGGCCAGGAGCUGUUAAUGCGCCACACUACCCCCUAUGAUUUUACGUUCUUGAAUGCAGCUGGGUUCAAAACCUUUGCACAGUGGCUCCUGGGCAAUCCCAUUGGUGAUACGUCCAGAAGCGCGCAAUAUGAUCGUACAGCAGCGCUGGAAGAGCGCAUUAGAGAGCUGGAGGAUGCGGUAAGCUCCUCGUUCCAAUCAUUCCGAGGGGCUCUGCAGCAGUUAUCUAGUCAUGUUGGCUUGCAAGAUGUGACUGGAACGUUAGUUGGAUUCACUGCACGUUCGGGCGAGGAUCAGGCCAUCCGUCCCGAUAUGCGAGCCGAAUCAACUCCCGGACUAUUCGAACCAGAGUAUGAAAAAAAGGAUCUCAUCGACAAAGGAGUUUUGACGUUGGAGGAUUGUCGAAUGCUCUUCGACUUCUACGGGGCCAACUGCAGUGAAAUUAUUGCCUUUUUCGAUAACACAAUGGCUUCAUUCGAGGACACCCGGAGAUAUCCGCUCCUCUUGGCGGCCAUGUGUACGAUCGGUGCCCGUGCAUCUGCGCCUCGGCUGUAUCGUCAAUGCCUAAAUGAAACCUACUCGUUAAUCCAGCAAACAUUGCUUGGACCUGUCCCUUCUCUCGAGACACUAAAGGGUAUAUUGUUAAUGGCAGUGUGGCACAAGAAUUACCGGUUGUUGGGACUAGUGCUAUCAAUUGGCUACCAGAUGCAACUUCCCGAGACGGCUUUGAGUCUUGCAGACAAGACUAGUGAUCAUGAUGAAGACUCUAUUGACAGAGCAAGGACAUGGCUGUCCUUCUGCUGUGUUGACCUUGUGCACAAUACCAGCAAAACGUACUUUGUCAGUGAGAGCGAUCGCUACACGAGAUUAGGAAGCCAUUUGAUGUCGAUGCCGUAUCGGCGUAACGUGGACUAUCGUAUAGGGGCAUAUUUGGAGAUCUACGGCAUCCUCAAUCAGGCAAAAAAAGACCUGAUAAUCUCAGACAAUAUCCAGCAGCAGCCAAUUGCAUCGGAUGUCUGCAGGCAGCUCCAACUCUAUGACAAACAGCUGGAGGCAUGGUUUCGACGAAAUGAUGAAGAGAUGGAUCCCAUUUACCAGACAUUUUCCAAGCCCCAGGACCGCAAUCGAAUGGAGAUUCCCUACAACUUUGCGCGGAUGCACCUGAAUGGGCUCGUCCUCCACGGUCUUAAACCAGAUAGUGCUCGAAACGACACGCUUCGAGUUCAAUUCAUACGGGCGGCUGUUGAUGCUGGGAAAGCGUUGCUCAAAUGCGCUCUUCGUUCAAUUGACUACCAGGCCAACCUGAACUAUUCGAUCGACUACUCCGGCUCCGCUCUAGGCCUGGCAAUCAACUUCCUAUCUCGUGCUACCUGUGUUGCAUAUGACUGCAUCGAUCUCGAAGGGGUGAUGCGUAUACUCGCACAAGCAAGGGAUAUGUUUGAAGGUGCCAAGCUGGCUGGAAAGGCAGACGAAGUCAGCCACAUCCUCGAUCAAGUCGCUGAGAUAAAGCGCACUAUGACGGCCGCCAAACCGAGAAAAGAUACAACUGAGGCGGAUAUUAACGACCAUGUUGAUGAUGGGUCUGAUUUCUUUCUCAAUGCUAGACUGCCUUUAUCGGAGUUUUCUCUUGACGACCCUUCGAUUGAAGAUAUUCUUAUGUAUUCUGGGGAGUAA
Aspergillus bombycis is the source of this 2328-nucleotide messenger RNA. RefSeq names its product fungal specific transcription factor domain-containing protein. Bases 1 to 2328 code for a protein of 775 amino acids. Gene Ontology annotation, molecular function: transcription cis-regulatory region binding; DNA-binding transcription factor activity, RNA polymerase II-specific. Gene Ontology annotation, biological process: regulation of DNA-templated transcription. The record is from RefSeq and is a predicted model, not a curated record. NCBI's taxonomy places the organism in Eukaryota, Fungi, Ascomycota, Eurotiomycetes, Eurotiales, Aspergillaceae. Gene Ontology annotation, cellular component: nucleus. The transcript is spliced from 10 exons.